AGUAUCUCCCAUUAAAAAAGCACAAAGAGAAACGAAAUGAGUCCCAGCAUCACGACUGAGGCCAACCAGCCUCUCCCUGCCAGGUCCACCGUGGCCCAGAGAAAACAAGCCAACGAACUGAGAAAGACUCUCAAACCCUUGCUGGAGAAAAGAAGACGUGCCCGUAUCAAUGACAGUCUCAGUCAUUUGAAAAGCCUGAUUUUGCCUCUUAUUGGCAAAGACAACGCACGCUACUCCAAGCUGGAGAAAGCUGAUAUUCUGGAAAUGACCGUCAGGUUCCUUAGAGACCUUCCUUCCACUCCAGUCAAAGAUUCCGCAGACAGUUACAGAGAAGGCUUCAAAGCCUGCCUCCAGCGCGUCUCCGCUCUGCUUCCCAAAACGAGCCUGGACCAAGACGCGUGCCAGCGCGUCAACGACUUCGUUCAGCAAUCCAUGUCCGCCACCGUCACCCCAACCUGCCGCAACUGCUGCGCCCAGAGCUCCAGGACUUUCCCUCAGAUCCAGCAGAGACUCCUGAGCCUGAAAUCCAGCUUCAGCUCCAGACCUGAGAGCCAGUCCCGCGGCAGCAGCGGCGCAGGGGCUCCCAGCCCAGCGCAGCCAGGCCCGCAGCCUGUCAGCGCUGCCAUGUGGAGACCUUGGUAGAUUAGAUGAUGGACUUUUAUUUCAUGUGUUAUUUAUUUUGUGAUGUUAUUUAGCUAGUUGUAUUCCAAUAGCUGUAGUCUUGAAGAUUUAAGAAGAGGAAUUGCUGUAUAAUAAUUUAAUUCAGCAUUUGGCUGAUUUUGCGUUUAAUGCCAGAGCGCACAAGAGCACAGAUCUCAAAGAAACUGUAAAGUCAAUGAACUUUGUGAAAUGUAAUCCUCUUUGGGGUGUCAAAGAAAUGGGUUGUAGACAACACUUUUGUAAACCCCAAGGGUUAUUUUGUUUGAGGUUUGCACGAUGGACUUAAAAGUAUUUUGGUCUGUGCAACAGAAUCGUCUGUAAACACUAUGUGUUAAUAUUAUUAUUGAUGGCAUGUAAGAGAACAACAUGUUUUGUCAUUAACAAAAGGUU
Molecule: messenger RNA, 1050 nt
Organism: Seriola aureovittata
Lineage: Eukaryota; Metazoa; Chordata; Actinopteri; Carangiformes; Carangidae
Gene: hes2.1
Product: hes family bHLH transcription factor 2, tandem duplicate 1
Exons: 3
Coding region: 37-642 (201 amino acids)
Biological process (GO): regulation of transcription by RNA polymerase II; regulation of neurogenesis; anterior/posterior pattern specification
Cellular component (GO): nucleus
Molecular function (GO): RNA polymerase II cis-regulatory region sequence-specific DNA binding; protein dimerization activity; DNA-binding transcription factor activity, RNA polymerase II-specific
Source: RefSeq, a predicted model, not a curated record